GGCCCGCGCGCCCCGCGACCGAGGAGGAGUUCUCUCCAGCCGGGCUAGACCAUGAGCGAUGACUUAAGUCCAUGGGACAACAUCACUGCCAGUCCCACGACAGUGUCCGGAUCGGUCAGCCCCCAGGAUGGCUCUGGGUUGCUGCUUGUCUUGCUUUCUGUCUUCAUUGGGGGGACGCUGGUGGUGUUGUCAGGAGCCCUGAUCCUCUGCCGGCGCUGCUGGGAUGCCCACCGCAGGUACUCCAGAGCCAGCGAUGACCCAGAGAAGACAACCACCACCUACCUGGAUGACUCCCAGCCUGCUCAAGACAUCACCAUCAAAGUGGAUGACCCAGAAUGCCUGUCAUCCUCCAGUUAUCGCGAUGUGGACACCGAGCGCUUCCUGGCCACCAGCUCCACUGGCCGCAGGGUCUCCUUCAAUGAGGCAGCCCUGUUUGAGCAGAGCAGGAAGGCCCAAGAGAAAGGGCGGAGGUACACCUUGACAGAGGGUGACUUUCACCACCUCAAGAAUGCCCGUCUCACCCACCUCCACCUGCCCCCACUGAAGAUUGUCACCAUCCACGAGUGUGACUCGAGCGAGAACAGUGUCGCCAUGACUCCCCGCCUGGUCUCUGGCUCCAAGACCAGUCUCUCUAUCUUCCAGCCCCGGGUCAGCGCCCCGGCCCCGAAGGCCCUCACCGGCCACUCCAUGUGCCCCAGCUCCGCCCUGCCAGGGGACCCCUACAACUCCACCGUGGACACAGCCAGCUUCGUGGAGGCCAGCCCGUCCUCGUCCACCGACUCUGGGGAGGGCACCUCGCUCGAUGCCGGUGCCAGGAGCUCCGUGGCAGGUGCGGUGGGGGGCAGGACGGGGGAGGCCGGGCCAGCUGCAGGCUCGGGCACCGUCCUGCAGUUCUUCACUCGACUCCGGCGACAUGCCAGCCUCGAGGGGGCCAGUCCCUACUUCAAGAUGAAGAAGUGGAAACUUGAGGCCAGUCACCGAGCUUCCAGUUUGGACACCAGGGGCUCUCCCAAGCGCCAUCAGUUUCAGCGGCAGAGGGCGGCCAGUGAGAGCAUGGAGCAGGAGGACCGAGACCCCCACCAGACUGAUAUCAUUCAGUACAUCGCCCACACGGACGACGUGGCAUUCCAACCUCUGGCUGGCCCCGCCAGCCCUCCACCCACUCUCGGCAGGCUAGAGCCGCCGGAGGUGUCGGGGACAGCAGCGGCAGCAGCAGCGGUGGGUGCCGCCGGCGGGGUCCCCGAGUCCCCCCAGGAGAGAAGCAGCAGCAGCAGCAGCAGUAACGGGGUUGAGCAGCAGCAGCAGCAGCACCAGCAGCAGCAGCAGGCCAUGUAUCGGGACAUCUGGAGCCUGCGGGCCUCUCUGGAGCUGUGCGCCGCGGCGUCGGACCAGAGCAGCGGCAACGACCAGGACUCGGUCCGGAGCGGGGACAGCGCGGGCUCGGCUGGGGCCGGCCCCGGGGGGCCCCUCGUGCAGUCUCACGAGCUGGGCGACGCGGAAGCGGAGCGGGAGGCGCAGGAAGAGGCGCAGGCGGAUCGGGCCGGGCCCGGGACCGGCUCCGGCUCCGGCUCCGGCUCCGGCUCCGGCUCCGGCCCCGGCCCCGGGGAAGGGGGCGAAGCGGGGCCCCGCAAACUGCUGCAAAUGGACAGCGGCUACGCGUCCAUAGAGGGCCCCGGGCGCGCCGGCGACGAGGCCGCCCCAGCCACGGCGUCCGAGAAGCGCUUCUGCUUCACGAGCGCCGGGCGCACGGGCACCGUGUUCGACAGCUUCGAGGCCGCGCUGGCGGCGGCCGAGGCCGAGCCGGAGCCGGAGGCGGAGGCGGAGGCGGAGGCGGAGGCCGAGCCGGAGCCCGAGGAGGAGCCGCGGGGCGCGCACGGGCGGCUGCUGCUGCGGGCCUGGCCCCCGCACGGGCAGCUGCUCCUCCCGGCCCCCGCCGUCGGCCUCGCGACCCCCGCCGGCCCCUCCGCCGCCGUCGCCGCCGCCGCCGUCGGCCCCGUCCCCGGCCUGGCUCCCGUUCCCGGCCUGGCUCCCGGCCCCGGCUUGGCCCCCGUCCCGCUGCCCCGGCGCGACUACAGCAUCGACGAGAAGACCGACGCGCUCUUCCACGAGUUCGUGCGCCAUGACCCGCAGUUCGACGAGGGCCCGCGGCCUCGCCACCGCUCCCGGGCUCACGCGCGCAAGCAGUGGCAGAGGACGCGGCAGCACAGCGACCCCGGCGCCCGAGCCGCGCCCCCGCACGCCCCGCCGCCUGGGCCCCCGUCCCCGCUGCAGCCGCCGCCGCCGCCGUCCGCGCCCCACGUGGCCGGCGCGCCCGAGCGUCCGCGCGCCCCCUUGCGGCGCGGAGACAGCGGCCCCCCGGACGCCCGCGGCUUUCACGGCCCGCUGCCCCGCAUCGUGAGCUCGGGCGACGAGGACGCUGCAGACGAGCCGGUCCCGGGCCCCGGCCCGGCCCCGGGCCGCGCGCGUUCGCGCUCCCCGCCCGCGCCGAUCCAGGCCAUCGCCGAGGAGGAGCCCGACGCCCCGGGAGGCCCCGAGAUGCUGCUGGCGGACAAGGUGGCCGCGGGGCUCGAGGACCGCCUCUUCCCGGGCUGGCGGCGGAGGCCCGGGGACGGCGCCGAGCCCCCUGCCCACGGCCCCGCCCCGGUGGUGGCGGCGGCCGCGCCCACGUCCCCGGACCCCAGCCCGGUGUAG
Molecule: messenger RNA, 2691 nt
Organism: Trichosurus vulpecula (common brushtail)
Lineage: Eukaryota; Metazoa; Chordata; Mammalia; Diprotodontia; Phalangeridae
Gene: CBARP
Product: CACN subunit beta associated regulatory protein
Exons: 10
Coding region: 52-2691 (879 amino acids)
Biological process (GO): negative regulation of voltage-gated calcium channel activity; negative regulation of calcium ion-dependent exocytosis
Cellular component (GO): plasma membrane; secretory granule
Molecular function (GO): transmembrane transporter binding
Source: RefSeq, a predicted model, not a curated record